Molecule: messenger RNA, 2031 nt
Organism: Talaromyces rugulosus
Lineage: Eukaryota; Fungi; Ascomycota; Eurotiomycetes; Eurotiales; Trichocomaceae
Exons: 4
Coding region: 1-2031 (676 amino acids)
Biological process (GO): protein refolding; cellular response to unfolded protein
Cellular component (GO): cytoplasm; mitochondrion
Molecular function (GO): misfolded protein binding; ATP hydrolysis activity; heat shock protein binding
Source: RefSeq, a predicted model, not a curated record
AUGCUCUCGUCCCGUCUCUCCCGCGCACUCCCGCGCACUGCCUCCAUUGCCCGCACACCUGCAUUCAGAGCUCCCACCACCUCUUUCCGGAGAUGGAAUUCUACCGAGGGCGGCGAGGAGAAGGUGAAGGGCCAGGUCAUCGGUAUUGACUUGGGAACAACCAACUCUGCCGUUGCUGUUAUGGAGGGAAAGGCCCCUAAGAUUAUUGAAAACGCUGAAGGUGCUCGCACAACUCCCUCCGUUGUCGCUUUCGCCAAUGAUGGCGAGCGAUUGGUCGGUAUUGCCGCCAAGCGCCAGGCUGUCGUGAACCCCGAGAACACUCUGUUCGCCACAAAGCGUCUCAUCGGUCGUAAAUUCACCGAUAUCGAGGUUCAGCGCGAUAUUAAGGAAGUUCCUUACAACAUCGUCCAGCACACAAACGGCGAUGCCUGGGUCGAGGCCCGUGGACAGAAGUACUCUCCUUCUCAGAUUGGUGGCUUCGUCCUCCAGAAGAUGAAGGAGACUGCCGAGGCUUAUCUUAGCCGUCCCGUCAAGAACGGUGUUGUCACUGUUCCUGCCUACUUCAACGACUCUCAGCGUCAGGCCACCAAGGAUGCUGGCCAGAUUGCCGGCCUGAACGUCUUGCGUGUUGUCAACGAGCCCACUGCUGCCGCUCUUGCCUACGGUCUUGAGAAGGAAGAUGACCGUGUCAUUGCUGUGUACGACUUGGGUGGUGGUACCUUCGAUAUCUCCGUUUUGGAGAUCCAGAAGGGUGUGUUUGAGGUCAAGUCUACCAACGGUGACACUCACUUGGGUGGUGAAGACUUUGAUAUUUCCCUUGUCCGCCACAUUGUCCAGCAAUUCAAGAAGGAGUCUAGCCUCGAUCUGUCCGGUGACCGCAUGGCUAUCCAGCGUAUCCGUGAGGCUGCUGAGAAGGCCAAGAUUGAACUGUCUUCGUCCCUGCAGACUGAGAUCAACCUUCCUUUCAUCACUGCCGAUGCUUCCGGUGCUAAGCACAUCAACUUGAAGAUGACUCGCUCUCAGCUCGAGGGCCUUGUUGACCCCCUUAUCAACCGCACCUACGAGCCCGUCAAGAAGGCUCUCAAGGACGCCAACUUGCAGGCCAAGGACAUCAACGAUGUGAUCCUCGUUGGUGGUAUGACUCGUAUGCCCAAGGUGUCUGAGUCUGUCAAGAGCAUUUUCGGCCGUGAGCCUGCCAAGUCUGUUAACCCUGACGAGGCUGUCGCCAUCGGUGCUGCCAUCCAGGGUGCUGUCCUCGCUGGUGAGGUCACUGAUGUUCUCCUGCUCGACGUCACCCCUCUGUCUCUCGGUAUCGAGACUCUCGGUGGUGUCUUCACCCGUUUGAUCAACCGUAACACCACCAUCCCUACCAAGAAGUCCCAGACUUUCUCCACUGCUGCCGACUUCCAGACUGCUGUCGAGAUCAAGGUCUACCAGGGUGAGCGUGAACUUGUCCGUGACAACAAGCUCCUCGGAAACUUCCAGCUCGUCGGUAUCCCACCUGCCCACCGUGGUGUUCCUCAAGUUGAGGUUACCUUCGACAUUGACGCCGACUCCAUUGUCCACGUUCACGCCAAGGACAAGUCCACCAACAAGGAUCAGUCCAUCACCAUUGCUUCUGGCUCUGGUCUCACUGACUCUGAGAUCCAGAACAUGGUUGACGAUGCUGAGAAGUACGGUGCUGAGGACAAGGAGCGCAAGGCUGCCAUCGAGUCUGCCAAUCGCGCCGACUCUGUCUUGAACGAUACCGAUAAGGCCCUCAAGGAAUUCGAAGACCGUCUGGACAAGGCCGAGGCUGACCAGAUCCGCGAGAAGAUUGCCAGCCUCCGUGAGUUCGUUGCCAAGGCUCAGUCUGGCGAGGGCACUGCCACCGCCGAGGAGCUCAAGCAAAAGACCGAUGAGCUCCAGACUUCCAGCUUGACCCUGUUCGACAAGAUGCACAAGGCCCGCCAAGAGGAAUCCUCUCAGCAGUCCGGCCAGUCUGGCGAGCAAGGUGGCCAGCAGGGUGGUGAGGGCCAGAACAAGCAGUAA